Molecule: messenger RNA, 1565 nt
Organism: Actinia tenebrosa (Australian red waratah sea anemone)
Lineage: Eukaryota; Metazoa; Cnidaria; Anthozoa; Actiniaria; Actiniidae
Source: RefSeq, a predicted model, not a curated record
CAACCUAGUUUAUGCUGAACAAUAACUAAAAAUCAUUCUAAUUUAUUCGCCCGAGACGACUCGAACACAAAGAGCAUUUUCAUCGCCCGAGCAAUUUCGUUUGUGAGCACGACUUUUGGGUAAAUAUUCUUCGUGAACGUUACCUUGAAAUCGGCUUAGUUGAUUAAAACGCGAGUACAAAAAAUAUCAUCUGCGAAGGACUGAAGGGCGAAAUGAUGAUUGCUGCCAAGAAAACUAGCGUAUCGUCUAAACCUAAAAAUCCAUGGCCACUACCGAGUCUGAGACUUGUUUUGGUCUGUGUAUCUCUUGCUAUAACAGUGGUCACUUGCGCUCUUAUAAUAUUCGUUGAUGUCAGCGCUCCGAGUCUUGACAAUAUUUUCCUUUCCACUAUGUACUUUCCCCUUGGACAGGAAAUACAGCCUAAAAUUCGAAGAUGGUCGUCCAAUAAGACGGAAUGUCUGUAUUACUUUAAAGCUAAGGACGACAGCUUUCUCCAAGCGGAUGGCACACAGUGUGGUCAAGCAGUAUGGCAAAGCACUGCAAAUUUAGAAGAAAAGGACAGAUACGUCAAGCGAAUUUCAACAAACUAUCGUAUAUUUGAGCACGAACACAGUGCAGAGGGAUAUUUUAAUGAGUAUUGGCACGAAAAACUCAAAGACCCUUUACCGACGAGUUUUUACUCUGAGGAAACGGACAGUGCACCAAAAGCCGGUGAAAAGUUCCGAGCGUUUCGCUGGGAUCCACUCGCAGUGUCUCAUUUAGGUUCGGGUGCCAAAAGCUCGCCUUGGUUCCACAGAGCCACUGUUACUUCGCGCCAUAUAAUUUACAUUUUCAGGCAAGGGAAAAUAUUUGCAAGGCUUCUUGUCCAGGGUUUUAAUAACAGCAAAGAUCAAAGGCUCGGGGUGGAAUUUGCUGGAAGGUUGGCAGGUGUAAUGGCGGAGCUGAUUAAAAAGAACGAGCCGACACCAAUCCGCAAGUUCCUUCUUAACGUUCAGUGGGGCGUACGAUAUUUUAUCCGCGCCACCCCCUUACUCUGCGCCCAAAAGUUAUCCACGGCGCUGUCCAUCCUUUCUCACUGGACCACAAAACUGCUCAACUGUACUUGGUCCUCCCUGCGUAUUUCCAUGGCAACGCAGGCGUACUCGUUCUGGAGACACCUUACUGGUUCUGGUCUCAGUGAUCUCCAUUUUGUAGGUGUUGCUAUCUUAUUACUGACACUUCACAAGCUGCACACUGUUCUCUCGCCGUACGACCAAAUGGACUUUUCUCAAGUUCGUUGUCAGAGUAUGUUAAUGACAGCGAUAGAGAGAGCACGUCGACAGAAUCUUCUUAACCAAGAUUUGUUUCUGCAAGCAAAUUGAAAUUUUAAUCUUCUGCAAGUGAUAUUAUAAACGAGGUUGCAGCCGAAAAGCAACAUUUACAAGCAAAGAGCAAUGAAUAAUAUAAAACGAUUAGCUCCAUAAUUUUAUCCAGAUUGAAAUAAUAUAUUAUUAAUACCGUUAUUAUUAUCUGAUAAUUUAUUGACAAAUAAAUUAUUUAUGACCACGAAGGUCUAAAACAUAAAA